Molecule: messenger RNA, 880 nt
Organism: Aricia agestis (brown argus)
Lineage: Eukaryota; Metazoa; Arthropoda; Insecta; Lepidoptera; Lycaenidae
Exons: 5
Coding region: 190-843 (217 amino acids)
Source: RefSeq, a predicted model, not a curated record
UUUACAACCGCUUUUUCAAGAAGCAUGCAAUGUCGUGAUUUCGUGAAACGAGCACAGCAAUCUUCUUCAGUAAGACAAUACCAGUCGAAAAAUUUACAAGUUGCUACAUGGAACACACUGGGAGUGUGUUUUUAGAUUAUAUUUAAAAGAUUUUCUACGUACCUAGUCGAAGAAUCAUCAGAAAUCAAGAUGUCCUUUCUUACGGAGUACAUAGAUGAAUACCGUGCGAUUCCUAUACAGAAAACUAAAAUGUGUCGACCAGAGGACAGAUGGGCAAGAGUAAAGGGAGAAUGGUUAGACCCAACGAGUGGCUCUGAAAAUAAAGAAUGGACGGAGAAGGAAAUUGAUAAGUUCAUUAAAACUACCAUGCAGAGUCUACGUGGUCAGUCUACAUACUACAACCAUUACUGCGCGAAACUCUCACCAGAGUUCAAAACGCGACCAUUCCAACCGCGCCCGAAAAAGAAGAGACCUUGUAAGCAGCCAGUGGUGGCCGAGGAGCCGCCAUCUUCACAAAAGGACGUCCCCAAACUCGCCAUCAAAGAUACGGAGCUGAUGAAAUCUGCGAAAUACUUGUACGAGAGGGACAUGGAUAAACCGACACUGCAACCUUUGGACACGCACUUUAGAAUUCUAGGCUACGUUCGUCCGCAUUAUUUUAAGACGGGGAUUUCGGACUACCAGAACGGCAUAGCUCGGUUCGCGUACGAAAUGAUACGCGACGAGAGGUUCCCACAAUACCAGUCCCACAACGGCUGCCGACCGAAGUGGGGAUUACCACCUGAGGGCACCAGGCAGCCUGAGCUGGAUAUUAUACCCCUGGAUGGUGAGAGACUGUAUUAAAUUGUGAGAGGUUAAUAAACGUUUUUAAUUCAUUGGA